Molecule: messenger RNA, 3748 nt
Organism: Otolemur garnettii (small-eared galago)
Lineage: Eukaryota; Metazoa; Chordata; Mammalia; Primates; Galagidae
Product: transmembrane emp24 domain-containing protein 7
Exons: 3
Coding region: 419-1093 (224 amino acids)
Biological process (GO): Golgi organization; intracellular protein transport; endoplasmic reticulum to Golgi vesicle-mediated transport
Cellular component (GO): endoplasmic reticulum-Golgi intermediate compartment; endoplasmic reticulum; COPII-coated ER to Golgi transport vesicle
Source: RefSeq, a predicted model, not a curated record
CCCGGGCUGCGACGCCUGCAGAGAAGACGCCUCGCGGGCUUCCACGUACGCACCCAACGCCUCUCCCCGGCGGAGAACACAUCCGGGUCGCUGGAACAGGUGCUUCAGGCCCCGCCCCUUCCCCUCUGGCGCUCAUUCCCACUUCCGACCGUCUCGGCCUUUUCCGCUUUUCUGGCUACUGUGUCUCCGCUUCACGAGAGCUUCCGGCCCCCAGACCCGGUUCUCGGCGCCCGUCUCCUGUCCCCGGCGGCUCGUCCUCAGCCCGACUCUCUCCGAGCCUUGGAGCUGCUCUGCCGUGAGUCUUCACGAGGCCUCUCGGGCUGAGGCCUGCAGCGCGCGCCGAGUCUGCGCAGACCCGACCCCGCGUUCCUAGUAGCUGGGUUGAGGCCGAGGCCGCCGCCGCCGCCGCCGUCUGGGGAUGCCGCGGCCGGGGUCCGCGCAGUGCUGGGCGGCCGUCGCGGGCCGUUGGGGCUGCAAGCUGCUCGUGCUGCUGCUACUGGUGCCCGGGCCUGGUGGUACCUCUGAGAUCACCUUCGAGCUUCCGGACAACGCCAAGCAGUGCUUCUACGAGGACAUCGCACAGGGCACCAAAUGCACUCUCGAGUUCCAGGUGAUUACUGGUGGUCACUAUGACGUAGAUUGUCGAUUAGAAGAUCCUGAUGGUAAAGUUUUAUACAAAGAAAUGAAGAAACAGUAUGAUAGUUUUACCUUCACAGCCUCCAAAAAUGGGACAUACAAAUUUUGCUUCAGCAAUGAGUUUUCUACUUUCACACAUAAAACCGUAUAUUUUGAUUUUCAAGUUGGAGAAGACCCACCUUUGUUUCCUAGUGAGAACCGAGUCAGUGCUCUUACCCAGAUGGAAUCUGCCUGUGUUUCAAUUCAUGAAGCUCUAAAGUCUGUCAUCGACUAUCAGACUCAUUUCCGUUUGAGAGAAGCUCAAGGGCGAAGCCGAGCAGAGGAUCUAAAUACAAGAGUGGCCUAUUGGUCAGUAGGCGAAGCUCUCAUUCUUCUGGUGGUUAGCAUAGGGCAGGUAUUUCUUUUAAAAAGCUUUUUCUCAGAUAAAAGAACCACCACAACUCGUGUUGGAUCAUAACUGCGUUUUGAGAAUUGACACACCAUUGCCACUGUAACAUUGCUGUCCUCUAAUUAAUUUUAGGUACUGAAGAACUUAAUAUUGGCAACAAUUUUGAAACCUUUUGCAUAGGCUUGUAGGAGGGAUGUACAAUGCAUAUCCCUAAACUGUGGAAAGGACACCUUUUUUUAUUUGUAAAGGUGGAAAAACUUCAGGACUUAUUUUGGGCUAUUCAUGUUAAUAUUCAACACCAAUGAUCUACUCUUUUCUCAGUUGUUUCUAUCUAUUCUUCACACACUAAACUUUGGUAUUUUGAUUCCUUUUAACCAUUUAAAAGUACUUUUCUUAUAGGUAGUCAAUAUUUUAAAACCUUAGAUUUAAUGUCUACAUGUGUUAUGGAGGAAGAAAAUUGCCUUUUGAUUGUUUAUAGUAAAUAAAAUUUUUGCUUUUAAGAAAACCAAAUGGGAUUAACUAUAGCCCAGCCCCUAUUCUGCCUAGUUUAAUUUUACAGGGAAACAUGUAUUACAGGAUUGUUAGUUAAUAUUGAUAUAAUUUGUAAUUGAUACAUUGUGGUAUAAUUUAUUUCUCAUUAGCUUGGAACAUGUCAAGAUUUUUGGUUUUUUAGGUUUAUUUUAUGAUUUAUAACCAGCUACAUUAUUUUUUCAUAAGGGCAUUCUUACUACACAGAAAACAGUAUGUAAACAUAACAGAGUUUAUAGUUUCUACAGGCCUUAAAAAUCAGACUGUUAUAACAGACUAAUUAUAGAAUCAUUUAAGACAUUAUAAUGGGGGCAAAUGAAAUGGAAAAACUUCCAUUGAGUUAUCUGUGUUUAUUACAUUUUCAGUGCUUUUACAAAGAAAAAAGUUUAUCUGUUUAAUUGUAGCAAUUUUAAUUGGCUGGUUCUUGCCGCAUCACUCCCCGUGUAAGUUGACAGUUGUACUGGUUUCACAUUUUACCCUUGUGGACGUGACACACUGAGAGGUUAGCUUCUUUAUUUUGUUUCUGUCUUGCACAUUUUAUUUCUAUAAUCUCUGGUUAGCAACCCUAAAAUAAUUUAACAAUUCAGAGUGCUGUGUGCUUCCCGUUUGGUAAUCUUCAUUGAUUGUACUUUAAUGAGUAUUAAAUAGUGCAUAUUCUAUAUACUAUUAGAGUUUAGACUGUGUUUGUAUCUUAUAACCUGUACAGAUUGAGUUGAUUGAAAUAGGAUUUCGUUCUGACUAUUCUAAAGUAGAAUACAAGACGUUGCAAAAUUGUAUAGAUGUUUAAAGUUUUUCUGUUUUUUUUUUUUUUUAAAUCCAGCUGCUUUUCUACCAUGCCUCUCUUCCCUCCCUAAAAGUGAAUCCUGAACGAGACUGUCACGUUACAGAGACUGUGAUGUAUGAUGCCAUAGAGUGCUGAUUGGAUGGCAUUUCUAGUCAGUUCCUGUUGCUGACUAGAAGUUAACUCUUAACUUUAUGCUGUCUUAAAAUGCAUAUAUACACUACUUGCACAUAAGAGCCAAACAAAUUCACAUUGUCCUGCUUGCUGUAGUGAUGUCAGAUGCCACAGUAGCAAGGGGUGAACAUGGUUUCAACCCUUUAAUUUUAAGAUUUUUGGAGACCAAAUAGCUACAACAUUUUUCAGUGGAUUAAGAAGGAAAAGUUAAGAUUUUGCAGAUUUGUCUAUUUGGAUUCUUGUGUUGGAUUGUCCUGCAGCUUUAUAAUUUACAUUUAUAUUUGAAAGUUUUAAGCACUAAUGUUAAUGGGGUUGAUAAACAUAGACGUAUGUAAAAUGUCCUUUUCUGGUUGACCAUCUACAUUAUUCUGGUCAGGUACUUUAUAAUUAAACAGUUGGGUAUGGAUCUUGCUGUUUGGCAUAGAUAGUGCACUCAUUUAAUCUGUGCCCUCAAACUUUGUGAUAUUAGACUAUUACCACAUAUAAUUUGAGAAAAGUAUUGAUACAUUAAAUAUUUUUAAAUCACCGCUUUUACCUGUUAUAGAGAAUAGCGUUGGCUUAGUCUAGUAACUGGUUAAAUUUGGAUGAGUAAACGCAACCGGAUAUGUAUAUAUAAAUUAGAAAAUACAUAUCUCUCCAAACAAAUGUUAAGUAAUCUUUUCUUCUUCCUCCUACAUAAUUUGUAGCUCAUCAUUUUUCCUUAAUUCUUUCAUGCUUGUCGCAGCAGUUUGAAUUUCCCAAAUAUUUAUGUUUGGACAUAAUGGCUCAGAGUACAUAUUUGAACAUCAUAGUUGUAUAUAUUUUUACAGUAGAAUAAAUAAUGGAAAGAGAGUUGAUAUACAAGUUUAUACUAAAAUUUCAACUGUGUGAAGAUACAUUUUAAGAUAUUACUUUGCUAAUAAUCUAAACAUUCUUUUUUCUAUUGAAGAAACAAAUGGUUCACAACUUUUCAUCCAGGCUUGACGGUAAUCAAAUCUGAAAAUACAGUGGACUGAAAAGCAGUUUUAUUCUUUGAAAGAUUUCAUUUCAAUCUCUGUACUGUCCAUUUUAGUUUCAGUUUGUAAAUGUGUAACAUUUGUAGCUAAAUAGGACAAAGCAGACCCUAUGACUAUUGUUUUCAAAAAUUAAAUUAAUAUAUAAAUAAUUCAAAUGGGUUUUUCAUUUACUUUUGAAAAGAAAAAAGUUUCUCUAACAGGAUUGCACCAAUUUCUUGUAGAAUAAAAAAAGAAUCUUUCAACAAA